AUGCAAAGAAGUAGAAGAAGAAGAAGAAGAUAGUGGGUGAGCAGGAAACUUCACCAGCUGAAACGAAACUCCACGAAAGGAUUUACGAACAAGUUUUUUGCAAAACUUGCUACGUUACAGAUAUGGCAACUGCCAGCAGUCUGCUGUCAGAGGAGAAGUUCCUGUGUUCUGUCUGUCUGGAUGUGUUCACUAAACCAGUUACAACGCCAUGUGGACACAACUUCUGCAGUGCAUGUAUCCAGAAGUACUGGGACGGCAGUGACAUUUACCAGUGUCCAUUAUGCAACAAGACAUUUUCUCAAAGACCCGAACUCCAAGUCAACACUGUCAUGUCUGAGUUAGCUGCUGAGUUGAAGACGUUAGUUCAAGCUAAGGCCUCAACUCCAGACCCACAACUUCCUGGAACAGCAGACGUUCUUUGUGAUAUCUGCUCUGAGAUGAAGGAAAAUGCUGUUAAAUCUUGUCUGACAUGUCUAGCGUCUUUCUGUGAAGAGCACCUUGAGCCACAUCAGAGAGUUGUUGCUUUCAAGAGCCACACACUGUUAGACCCUGUGAAGAAUCUUGAUGACAGAAUGUGCAAGACGCACAACAAGAUAACAGAACUGUACUGCAGGACCGACAAGGCCUGUAUUUGUGUCUUGUGUAUCAAAACCGAUCACAAGAGUCACAAUGUCGUCCCGCUCGAGGAAGAAUAUGAAGCAGCGAUGGCAAAAAAAGACGAGACGAUGGCAAAUAUCCAAAAGAUGAUACAAUCACGGUCCGAGAAGAUAGCUGAGAUUGAAAACUCGGUUGAUGUCGGCCAGAGAGAAGCUGAGAAAGAGAAAGAAGCCAGUGUGCAGGUCUUCACCGACUUGAUCCGCUCCAUCCAGAGGAGCCAGGCCGAGCUUGUUGAGGCCAUCGAGGAGAGGUACAGAGCAACAAAGCAGAAGGCUGAAGGUUUUCUCACAGAACUGAGGAUGGAAGUCGCUGAGCUCGAGAGCAGAAGCAAACAGCUGGAGCAGCUGUCACAGUCUGAGGAUCACCAUCAUUUUCUCCAGAGCUUCCCAAACUUGUGCUCUCCUUUAAACAAGGACUGGGCCAACAUCGGUGUUCACAGCGAUCUGUGUUUCGAGACGGUGAGAGGUGCUGUGACUCUACUGAAACAGAGAGUUGAUGAAAUAAUGGAGGAGCUUCCUGAGAUCAAAAUGAAAAGAAUGAGAGAACAUGCCGUCGACUUGACCUUUGACCCCGACACAGCAUUUAGCUCACUUGUCAUAAGCCAGGAUGGAAAACAAGUGAUAAAUACAGGCAUACGCCAGAUUCUUCCCAAAAAUCCAAAGAGAUUUGAAAUGUGUUUUGAGGUUUUGGCAAAGGAGGGGUUCACAACAGGGAAGUUUUACUAUGAGGUGCAAGUGAAAGGAAAGACCAAGUGGGUUGUUGGAGUGGCCAGAGAGUCUGUUAAUAGGAAGGAGAACACGGCUCUGUCAGUUAAAAAUGGUUACUGGACCAUUAUGUGUGAUGAGGGUAAAUAUAGUGCAUGUGCAUCACCAACUGUUAAAAUCACACUGAAAGAAAAGCUUCAGAAGGUGGGCAUCUUUGUGGACUAUAAUAAGGGAGUGGUUUCCUUCUAUGAUGUGAAUUCAAAAUCACAUAUUUAUUCUUUCACUGGCUCCUACUUUACAGAGAAACUGUAUCCAUACUUCUGCCCUCAAGAAAACGAAGAUGGAGCAAACUCUGCCCCCCUCAUCAUAACCCCUGUACCUCAAACACAUAUGGCAACUGCCAGCAGUCUGCUGUCAGAGGAGAAGUUCCUGUGUUCUGUCUGUCUGGAUGUGUUCACUAAACCAGUUUCAACACCAUGUGGACACAACUUCUGCAGUGCAUGUAUCCAGAAGUACUGGGACGGCAGUGACAUUUGCCAGUGUCCAUUAUGCAACAGGACAUUUUCUCAAAGACCUGAACUCCAAGUCAACACCUUCAUUUCUGAGUUAGCUGCUGAGUUUAAGAUGUUAGCUCAAGUCAAGGACUCCACCUCAGACCCACAACUUCCUGGAACAGCAGACGUUCUUUGUGAUAUCUGCUCUGAGGUGAAGGAAAAUGCUGUUAAAUCUUGUCUGACAUGUCUAGCGUCUUUCUGUGAAGAGCACCUUGAGCCACAUCAGAGAGUUGCUUCUUUCAAGAGCCACUCACUAUUAGACCCUGUGAAGAAUCUUGAUGACAGAAUGUGCAAGACGCACAACAAGAUAACAGAACUGUACUGCAGGACCGACCAGGCCUGUAUUUGUGUCUUGUGUAUCAAAACUGAUCACAAGAGUCACAAUGUCGUCCCGCUCGAGGAAGAAUAUGAAGCAGCGAUGGCAAAAAAAGAUGAGACGAUGGCAAAUAUCCAAAAGAUGAUACAAUCACGGUCCGAGAAGAUAGCUGAGAUUGAAAACUCGGUUGAUGUCGGCCAGAGAGAAGCUGAGAAAGAGAAAGAAGCCAGUGUGCAGGUCUUCACCGACUUGAUCCUCUCCAUCCAGAGAAGCCAGGCCGAGCUUGUUGAGGUGAUCGAGGAGAGGUACAGAGCAACAAAGCAGAAGGCUGAAGGUUUUCUCACAGAACUGAGGAUGGAAGUCGCUGAGCUCGAGAGCAGAAGCGAACAGCUGGAGCAGCUGUCACAGUCUGAGGAUCACCAUCAUUUUCUCCAGAGCUUCCCAAACUUGUGCUCUCCUUUAAACAAGGACUGGGCCAACAUCGGUGUUCACAGCAAUCUGUGUUUCGAGGCGGUGAGACGUGCUGUGACUCUACUGAAACAGAGAGUUGAUGAAAUAAUGGAGGAGCUUCCUGAGAUCAAAAUGAAAAGAAUGAGAGAACAUGCCGUCGACUUGACCUUUGACCCCGACACAGCAUAUUACUCACUUCUCAUAAGCCAGGAUGGAAAACAAGUGAAAGAUGCAGACAUAGACCAGAAUCUUCCCAACAAUCCAAAGAGAUUUGAAAUGUGUUGUGAGGUUUUGGCAAAGGAGGGGUUCACAACAGGGAAGUUUUACUAUGAGGUGCAAGUGAAAGGAAGUACCCAGUGGAUUGUUGGAGUGGCCAGAGAGUCUGUUAAUAGAAAGGAGUACACAGUUCUGUCAGUUAAAAGUGGUUACUGGACCAUUAUGUGUGAUGAGGGUAGAUAUAGUGCAUGUGCAUCACCAGCUGUUAAAAUCAGAUGGAAAAAAAAGCUUGAGAAGGUGGGCAUCUUUGUGGACUAUAAUAAGGGAGUGGUUUCCUUCUAUGAUGUGAAUUCCAAAUCACAUAUUUAUUCUUUCACUGGCUCCUACUUUAGAGAGAAACUUUAUCCAUACUUCUGCCCUCAAGACAACGAAAAUGGAGCAAACUCUGCCCCCCUCAUCAUAACCCCUGUACCUCAAACACACUGAGUUUGUUCU
Messenger RNA from Sebastes umbrosus (honeycomb rockfish), 3392 nucleotides. RefSeq lists its product as uncharacterized. Lineage: Eukaryota; Metazoa; Chordata; Actinopteri; Perciformes; Sebastidae. Gene Ontology annotation, molecular function: zinc ion binding; protein binding. Bases 123 to 3383 code for a protein of 1086 amino acids. The transcript is spliced from 3 exons. The record is from RefSeq and is a predicted model, not a curated record.